AUGGCUGGCACGAUAUUGCAAGCCAUCAAAAGCGUAGGUUUCGAUAGGGCACUCCUUUUGCUGACUCUUUUGCAAAUAGCAAUUGUCCUGUAUGUAUUUUGCAAAAGAACGCGGCCAUUCCCGAACAUUCCGGUAAGCGGUUUUGAAGGGGGUGUCAAAAAGGCUAGAGAACGGUUUAUCAGCAAUAGCGUUGCUGUGAUUGACGAGGCUGUCAAGCGUAAUGGGCAGAAUGUGUGUCAGAUUUUCACCGAUAACGAGUUCGUCGUCCUCCUACCGCCGUGGGCCAUGGAGGAGGUACAGAGCGACAAGAACUUCAAUUUCGAAGAGAUAGUCAAACGGGACUUCAUGGGCGACUGGCCGGCGUUUGGACAGAUGCACAAACUUUUCGCACAUGGCGUCUUUCAAGAAACCAUCCGUGUUAAACUCACCCGAGCAAUCCCAAAGCUUAUGGAACCGCUGUCGAGUGAGGCCCGCACGAUGCUGACUGAGUUGUUUCCUCACACCCAGGAAUGGACAGUUACGGAGAAGCCCAUGUGGGACACUACUCUUCUCCUCGUCUCUCACUUAUCCUCUCGGGCGUUUUUGGGCGAGCCACUUUGCCAUAAUCGCGAAUGGCUGGACAUGUCCAUAAUCUAUGCGCGUGAGAUGAUUCAAGCAGUUCUCUCGUUUCGCCGCUGGCCGCGUCUCCUCCGACCCAUCGUCUACUACACGGGCCUACUCUGCCCCGAGAUCAAGGUCAUGGAGCGACGUCAGAGGCAGGUGUACGCCUUCAUCGAGCCGGAGCUUCACCGGCGGCGGGCACUUUGGGGCACUUGGAACAAGAAUUCAAAGCCACACACCAACAAAGAAGAGGAUAACAAGCCGCUUGACACCUUGCGGUGGCUAGACGAAGUUGCCGCCGAGAAAGGUCAGCCGAUAGACGUGGUGCUAGGGCAGCUGGCCAUCAAUCUAGCCGCCGUGCACACAUCAUCGUCUCUGCUUGCCAACGUCUUGUUCAAUAUUGCGGCUAGACCAGACUUGGCAGAGGAACUGCGCGCGGAGAUCGUUCGUAAUAUGGGUAGCGGCGAGCUGCGCUGGAGUGAGGUCGACAAAAAGGACCAGCUGCGCAGGCUCCAGCUCAUGGAUUCAGUGCUCAAGGAGACGCAGCGCUUCCACACGCCAAAUGUCAUCGUCAUGAAGCGCGCCACCGUAGGACCCGCCACGCUAUCGGACGGAACCCGUAUUCCCGCCGGGGCUACCGUGGGUGUUCCCGUCUCAUGGAUGGCGCACCCAUCCGUUUGCGAGCGCGGUGACGAGUUCGACGGACACCGUUACCUGCGGUUGCAGGAGGAGGACCCAAACAGUAGCGGCCGCUGGAACUUUGCGACGACAAGCAGUGCGCACUGGGGCUUCGGCCAUGGUACCCAUGCUUGCCCGGGGCGCUUCUUCGCCAGCGUUGAGUUGAAGAUUGCACUGGCACAUUUGCUGAUGGGCUACGAAUGGCGGUUGGAAGGAGGCAAGACGGGCGCCGAGAACAUGCCCAAGACAAGCUUGCUAGUGGACCAAAUAAUGCCGGAUAUGACGGCGAGGUUGGAGUUCAAAUCUAGAGCCAAGGUAUAA
Colletotrichum truncatum is the source of this 1599-nucleotide messenger RNA. Its product is annotated as cytochrome p450. The record is from RefSeq and is a predicted model, not a curated record. Gene Ontology annotation, molecular function: heme binding; iron ion binding; monooxygenase activity. Lineage: Eukaryota; Fungi; Ascomycota; Sordariomycetes; Glomerellales; Glomerellaceae.